AUGAAAACGUUGACGGUGCCACGAUUAGAGCUAAACGCUGCCUUGUUGCUUAUUCGAUGGUUGAAUCGCGUAAAAGUUGCUCUCGGUGAUCGCGUUACCAUUGUAGACACCUUCGCGUGGACGGACUCGUUAGUGGUCCUGUCGUGGCUGACUGUCCCACACGAAACGUUUAAACAAUACGUAUCGAACCGCGUACAUCAGAUUCAGUCCGUUUUACCAGAUUGUCAUUGGCGAUAUGUGUCAACGCUCGAAAACCCCGCCGACUGUGCGUCACGUGGAAUGAUGCCGUCAGAAUUACCAAAAUUUAUGUUGUAUUGGCUCGGCCCAGAAUUUAUUAGGGACCAUCCGAAAGAAUGGGGGAGGGAUAAGGAUCGUCUACCGUGUUCCGAAUUGCCCGAAGUCCGGCCCAUCAACCUCUUAGUACAAUCUAAAGACCACCCUUCGGAGUGGUUCGCGCGUUUUUCUUCGUACGAUCAUAUGAUUCGCGUAGUUGCCAGGAUGCGCCGUAUGCUGCCAAAAGGCCGUCGCCGACCUACCGAGGUGACACCGGUCCUCACGCGUAUCGAGCUCGACGAUGCGUUACGCGUUAUUGUUCUCCAUUCACAGCAGUCUUUUUUCGCCGAACUCCGCGACGAGUUGCGUAAGAACGUCUGUGCAUCUUCGAAGCCUCUCGCUCGGCUAUGCCCGUUUAUCGAUGACCACGGAGUCAUUCGCGUAGGUGGUCGACUAAGGCAUUCCGACCUACCGUUCGAAACGAAACACCCAAUAUUGCUGUCAAAGUCGUCUUUUUUAUCGACGUUAAUUUGCCGGCGUUGGCAUAAAAUAACGUGCCAUUCUGGCCCGCGCGUUAUGUCCGCGAUGAUCCGUCGACACUUCUGGAUUGUGUCUCUCCGCUCGGUUAUCCACACUAUCUUGACACAAUGUACGGUGUGUGUUCGUUUUGACGGUCGUAACCCACAACCAUUGAUGGCUGAUUUGCCCGGAUCGCGCGUACAACAAUGUAGAGCUUUUACCCGGGUGGGCGUGGAUUACGCGGGUCCGUUGUCAAUGCGCGAACUACGGUUGCKCAAAUCGCGUACGUACAAAGUUUAUAUCGCAAUAUUUGUGUGUUUUGCCGUUAAAGCUGUUCACUUAGAACUUGUGACAGAUCUAUCCACUGAAGCCUUUAUGGCAGCCUUUGAUCGUUUUGUGGCCAGACGCGGUAUGCCCAGCGAAAUAUUUUCUGAUUGUGGUACAAAUUUCGUGGGCGCCGCGCGACAACUACGUCAGUURAUUAACAGUCCCGCGUCGCAAUUAACCAUAACGUCAGUAGCUAUGUCAUGCACAUGGCAUUUUAAUCCCCCCGCGGCCCCUCAUUUUGGUGGGCUUUGGGAAGCAGCAGUACGCUCAGCCAAAAGAUUACUAACCCGCGUUGUAGGCUCACACGUUUUGACGUACGAAGAAUUCAGUACAGUGUUGUGUCGGGUUGAAGCAGUUUUAAAUUCGCGACCCCUUACUCCGUCUUCAUCAGAUCCGCUCGAUCUCGAAUGCUUGACACCGGGGCAUUUCCUCGUCGGUCAACCGCUGCUCGCUGUGCCUCCUCGAUCACCCAUAUCCCCAGAUCGCCCUAUAGUUAAUAGGUGGAAAUUACUAGAUMAUUGUCACCAGAAUUUCUGGCACCGGUGGUCGACAGAGUACCUUCAUACUCUCCAAGAACGGGUUAAAUGGACUGAUAGCCGUCCCAACGUCAAAGUAGACGAUAUGGUAGUUCUCCGGGACCCCUUAGCRCCGCCUUUAGAUUGGCGACUUGGUMGCGUGACUGGUGUCGAACCGGGGGCCGAUGGAGUGGUCAGGGUUGUGCACGUAUUGACGUCCCGUGGCAUGCUUACUCGUCCAGUAGUCAAAGUGAUAGUACUGCCUACCGACGGCCAGUAG
Diuraphis noxia (Russian wheat aphid) is the source of this 1914-nucleotide messenger RNA. RefSeq lists its product as uncharacterized. NCBI's taxonomy places the organism in Eukaryota, Metazoa, Arthropoda, Insecta, Hemiptera, Aphididae. Gene Ontology annotation, molecular function: nucleic acid binding. The record is from RefSeq and is a predicted model, not a curated record. Gene Ontology annotation, biological process: DNA integration.